UUGAAGGUGUUCUUCAUGGCUUUAAUUAAAGAUAUGCUGCUCGCCAAAUUGCGUCAACUUGAGUGUCACUUCACCUGGGGUUUGAAUGACGCCGACUUAAAUGAUCAACAGAACAGGCUAAAAAGCAAGAUUGAAAUGUCAGUGGGAGAGGACAGGAAUAUCGGAUGGUCAUACAGUAAUCUGGCUUUCACAAAGUUCAUGCAAGGUCUCCUUGAGGAAGCACGGGAUGACUUGGAAAAGGCUGAGGAGCACAUCAGGAAGCAUCAUGGUGACAACUGUGAGAGGCAGCUCAUUGUUACCUAUGGCAAUUUUGCAUGGGUGUAUUAUCAUAUGGGUGAGCAUGCACAAUCCCAGACCUACCUGGACAAGCUGGAGAAGAUUAAGAUGCAGUUUCCUACAGAAUCCCCUGCUGUUCUCCAUCCUGAAAUCUACGGGGAAAAAGGCGGGGCAUUCAUGAGCUUCUCUCAACAAUACUAUGAGAAAGCAAAAGAGUGCUUUGAGAAGGCGCUGGAGUUGGAGCCAGAAGAGAUAGAGUGGAAUGAGGGUUAUGCUGUGGCUCUGUAUCGCACCGAGUUCAAUCUCACAAGCUUUGAAGAGUCCCCAGCAAGCAGGCAGUUGAGGCGGGUUUUAGAACUUGAUCCAAACAAUGCUUACAUGAUGGUUCUGCUGGGUCUGAAGCACGCUGACUAUAAAGAGUAUCAGAGAGCCGAGGAGCUGAUGGAAACAGCCAUGGACUUGGAUCCCAACAAACCCUAUGUGAUACAGUAUGUGGCAAAGUACUAUCGGAGAAAUAAGAAAUUUGAUAAGGCCUUGUCUCUUUUGAAAAGGCUGCAGGAAAUGACACCCAAUUCAGCCUUUGUGCACCAUCAACUCGGUCUGAUCUACAUGAGUAAAAGACAGAUGUCAAUCCAGGAUGGAGGAGAAGAGGCUGAAGCUCUUCUCACACUGUGCUUCCAACACCUGAAUCAGGCCAUCUCCAUUAAACCCUCCUUUGUAUAUGCCAAGUUAGAUUUAGCAGCGUGCUAUGCAGAGAAGAAGAACUUCAGGAAAGCAGAGGAGAUGUUUCAAGAAACAUUUAAAGUGGCUACUGCUAAUAAUGACAGUCUGCAUGUUGUAGAGGUCCGUUACGCAGAUUUCCAGCUCUACCAAAUGAAAUCAGUGCCCUUGGCUAUUAUGCACUACAAGGAAGGGCUUACACUGCAGAAAGAUACAGCAGAGGGGAAAAGGUGUGCACAGCAACUCAAAAAACUUUUGAGAAACCCACAUGAUGGCGAAGCUUAUGGGCUUCUGGGUUAUGUUCACGAAAUAACAGGUGAAAAACUUCAAGCUAUUGAGUGCUAUGAGAAGGCCCUUCUGCUUGACCCUGGUAACGAGGAGUACCUCACUGCUCUGCGCAAUCUCCGUUAACUCCGGAAAUGACAUCAACAUGUUUAAAUGCAAAGGCCAUUUAAAUGGCAUUCACCGCAAAAGCUUUUGUUUGUUUUCAUUUAUUUCCUCACUAGCCACUUUUGGACUGCAAUAUUAUUAUUAUUAUUAUUAUUAUUAUUAUUAUUAUUAUUAUUAUUAUUUCCUGAGUGUCAUGUUAAAUAUAUGUUUUUAAAAGAAUGUUAACUGUGUUUGUUAAUUGUUAAUUGUAAAAAUUGUUAAAUGUAAUUAUUAAUCUGAUGAAAGGAUUACUGUUGCUUGCUUUUGCUGUUACAAUUGUGGUAAUAAAUAUUGAAAUUAA
Messenger RNA from Conger conger (European conger), 1726 nucleotides. Its product is annotated as interferon-induced protein with tetratricopeptide repeats 5-like. Bases 16 to 1407 code for a protein of 463 amino acids. Gene Ontology annotation, biological process: defense response to virus. NCBI's taxonomy places the organism in Eukaryota, Metazoa, Chordata, Actinopteri, Anguilliformes, Congridae. Gene Ontology annotation, cellular component: cytosol. Gene Ontology annotation, molecular function: protein binding. The record is from RefSeq and is a predicted model, not a curated record. The transcript has 2 exons.